Messenger RNA from Penaeus vannamei (Pacific white shrimp), 8493 nucleotides. Lineage: Eukaryota; Metazoa; Arthropoda; Malacostraca; Decapoda; Penaeidae. The record is from RefSeq and is a predicted model, not a curated record.
AAAAUAUCCUUUCGUGACAGUGUUUUGUGGCUCGAGUGACGGUGCUCCCGUGCGCGGGGAGAUCUGUGAGAUCAGGAUAAGGUAUCUGUUAUAUGCUUUGAUUUACCAUUUAAACCGCUUGUUGUGAAAACGUGUUGAGUGGUGUUGUCCAAUCUUCCAACAGAAAAAAGUGAAUAUGUGAAAGUGAAUCAUAAGUAUAUCAUGAGUGUCAUUAAAAGAUUCAUAUAAUCAACAAUCUAGUUCUUAAUUUGAUAAUACGGAAUUGCACGUGUUCCUUCGGGGAACCUAAUCUAUCAAGCUUCUUGGCUGUGCUUGCAAGGUUACGCAAGCCAUGAGUGACCCGGCGGGAGGUCCUAACCUGAAGGACCUGAUGAACAGACUCCGACAGAUCGCGUCGAGCGAUCUGUCUGGAAGUCAAGAUACACCGGGAGAUUCCGCGGCCGCAGGAUCACGGGGGGCAAACCCUCAGGAUGCAGCCUUACCGCCAUCCCCGGCGCCCUGCGAUAAGAGCGCGUUGGAUGUCUGCGCUGAGCCCAGAGGAACCGCAGGAGGCGAUGGGCUCAAGGGAGACACGCGCGAGCCGAGCCCUCCCAGCGAUCGUCAGGAAAGCGGUCCUGACGAUCCACGCGGGAGGGGCGAGGAAGACCUCAUAACGGAAUUCCGCUGCGAGAUUGAGAACAAACACAACACCCUCUUGGGGAAGAUGCAGCUCCUGAGGGAAGCCCUGGCCAAGCAACUCCAGAAAACAGAUGAGCGUGAAGAUGUACAGAAGAAAACCUUUGCCAAAUGGAUCAACAGUCAGUUGGCCAAGGGGCAGCAUCCGCCAGUCACAGAUCUCUUUUACGACCUGCGGGAUGGCACACGCCUGCUGGCACUCCUGGAGGUGCUCACAAACAAAACUUACAAACGUGAAAAGGGACGCAUGCGGGUACAUCACUUGAAUAAUGUUAGCAGAGCACUCUCUAUUCUGGAGGAACAUAAUGUGAAGCUUAUAAAUAUAUCAAAUGAACACAUUGUUGAUGGUUCUGCAAAGCUCACACUGGGACUGGUGUGGGCUAUUAUCCUUCACUGGCAGGUCCAAGGUGUCUUGAAGGAUGUCAUGUCAGACCUCCAGCAAACAAAUCUAGAAAAGACUCUGUUGGCAUGGUGUAGACAAACAACUAAGGGCUAUCAUGGAGUUGAUGUAAGAAACUUCACAACUUCAUGGACCGAUGGCCUGGCCUUCAAUGCCCUCAUUCAUAGCCAUCGCCCUCAGCUUUUUGACUGGACAGUAAUGGCUCGGAAACACCCAUAUGCUCGGCUGGAAAAUGCUUUUAGACUUGCAAAUGAACACUUUAACAUUGAAAGACUUCUAGAUCCAGAAGAUGUCAAUUCUCAAGUUCCUGACAAGAAAUCUAUUAUGAUGUAUGUAAUGUGCCUGUUCCAAGCACUUCCUCAUGGCUCUUUCACUAUGGAAAGCCUUGACGUGUCAAUACAGUCUGAUUCUUCAUUCUCUCUUGACACAAGCAGUGAAAAUGUUGCACAGGCUUCCAGUAAAGGUAGACCGCUGUCAAAUGUAAGCAUUGGCCUAGGGGAGUACCAGCGCACAUUAGAAGAAGUUUUAACCUGGCUCCUGGGUGCUGAAGACAGACUGGCAGUUAUGCCUCCCAUAGCCAAUACUACAGAAGAAGUUAAGGACCAGUUCCAUGACUUAGAGGAACUCAUGUUGGAGCUAACUUCAAAGCAGGGAGGUAUUGGAGAUGUCCUAGGAGAGGGAUCAAGACUCUUAAAAGAAGGAGUGAUGGAAGAAGAGGAAGAGGAAGAAGUCCGAGUGCAGAUGAAGCUCCUCAACACAAGAUGGGAGGAACUAAGAGUCAAGGCGAUGGAUCGACAGUCAAGGCUCCAUGAGAAGUUAAUGACUCUUCAGCAAACGCAGCUAGAGAGCCUAAAGAAGUGGCUGACUGAAACUGAGGAUCGUAUCGCCAAUAUGAGCCAGGUUGGACCAACGACAGACCUGCUAAGAGAACAAAUUGCAGCUCACCAAAGUCUUCAAGAAGACCUGGAAAAUGAACAAGCUAACAUCAACUCCCUCUCCAACAUGGUGGUGGUGGUUGAUGAGAGUAGCUCAGACAGUGGUGAGGCUUAUUCAUCAUUAGAAGAUGAAUUGAAUGCCUUGGGAGAAAGAUGGGCCCAUAUCUGCAGAUGGGCUGAAUCACGCUGGAAGACAUUGCAGACAUUAUCUGUACACUGGACACACUAUGAACAAGAAAUGAACAAAAUGGGAGAGUGGAUGAAUGAAAAAGAAUCGUUAUUACGUGAGGUAGAAAGUAACCCAUCAUCUGAUCAGGAGCAUAUCCUUCGUCAAGCUAGCAUGCUCCAGAUCGUACAAGCAGAGAUGGAAGUACAACAUCGCCGGUUUGAACAUUUACAAGAAGAAAGUGCCAAAGUUUUAAGCCAUUUACCACAGGACUCACCUGGCCAGGAAAAAAUCCCAUCUGAGUUAGAAAUGGUCCAGGAUCGCUUAGACUGCCUCGUCAGUAUCAUUGAAGCUCAGACACAGAGAAUGGCAGCUAAUGGUAUUGACAUCAAGAAAAUUGUCAUUCCUGCGGAUAAUACAAGUGACAUUGUGAGCUCAAGUACUACUACUAUCUCUCAUGAAGAUGCUACAGUGGUCACCAAGAUCAUAACCACCAAAAUUGUCACAACUGAGACAGUUGAAGGUAGUGUAAUUAAACGCCAGAAGCUUGAAGGGGGCAGCCAAGAGGACUUUUCUGUGGCUCUCCAUCAAUUGGGUGGAUGGAUGGACUCUUUAGAAGCAGAGGUUAGGCCUAAGGUUGCAGGAGAAUUGACCAUAGAGCAGCUAAUGCAGCUUGCUCAGCAGCUUGAAAAUGAGAUUGAAGGCCAAAAAGAAGAGUAUUAUAAAGUUGUAAGCCUUGGCCAAUCAGCUAUAUCAGAAACAUCAACUAUUGGUGAAUCUGCCAAAGAAAGUGAACAACAGGUUGCAGGAAUUACAAGUCGCUGGGAAGCUCUGAAUGCAAUGCUUAUUGAAAUCAGAACUCGCAUAACCUUCUUGACAGAGAAGAAGAAAGUAACAACACAACUCAGUGACCUUGAAGUACAAUAUGAGGGAUUCCUCAGAUGGUGUGAAGAUGUCCGCACAGUAAGCGAGAAUGAGCCUAAUGCUGUCUCUCUUCAGAUUGAGCAGUGUCAGAGUAAGAUUGCAGCCAUGGAGAGUCAUGAAGCAGAGAUUGGUGCUCUAAAGGUAGCAUGUGAAGGUCUGGAUGGCAAGUUUGCACAGGAGACCCAACCAGUGAUGGAACAAGUUCAGAUUUUUAUUACCAAGUGGGAAGCUCUUAAGACAAGGCUCAUUGAGUGGAAUGUAACUCUUAAAGAAAGACUUGGACAAGUUUCUCCAUCACCAAUGGUUGUUGAAACUGUUCAGACUGCCCCACCAGAAUCACUUGUUAAGGCUAUGGAAGCUUCUAGGAAAUGGCUGGAAAGUCUUGAAACUGCCCUUGCUGCUGAACAUGUUGUGUCCAGUUUACCUCAGAUGCAGGAUAUGCUAUUGAAGUUUCAGGACUUGUCACAAAAAGUUGAAAUGGAACAGGGCAACAUGAAACACAUAAAUGAUGCAUGCACUGCCCUUAUUAAAGAAGGUCAGUUAGGGAUCUCAGAUGACUUUACAAAGCUGAAUAAACAGUGGGAGACGACAACUGAAGCACUCCAGUCACGCAUCAAGGCUAUUGAAAAAGUGAUUGAGAAGGAGAAGCAAUACAACGAUGAAGUGUCUGGACUGUGCUCAUGGAUGUCAGAAGUUGAUGUUUUCCUCCAGGCAGAGGAGCCAGCCCUUGGAGAUAUAGAGACAUUAGAAGCACAGUUAGAGCAAUCUAAUGCUCUCCAGGAUGAUAUUGUAACACUGGAGAAUAAUGUUGCAAAUAUCACAACCUCUGGCAAGCAGUUGAUGGAAGAGGCUGAACCAGAGCUAAAAGGAGCAAUUACAGUCCAACUAGAUGAACUUACCAAGCGCUGGGCAUUAGUAACUGAGUUGGCAAAGGCUCAGAACAAGAGUUUGAAAGAUGCUUUAGCUAAGAGUCAGAAGGUCCAUGAAGACAUUCAAGCAUUAAACACCUGGCUGGAUGAGAUGGACCAAAAAGUCCCUGCUUUUGCUCCAAUAGAAACAUCAUCAGAACUAAGUGCAGCAAUUGAUAUGUUCAAUAAAUUACGUGAAGAAAUAAGUGAACACAGCGAAGAGUUCAGAGGUGUAAAUAACACCGGCAAUGAGAUGCUGCAGCAUGAUGCUGCUGCAACCCAUGAAGAGCUUGCCCGACAGUUCACACAGCUGAAUGGUAGAUGGACAGAUGUUGUAACUCAAGUGGAUUCUCGUCACAGGGUCUUAUCUACAGCUUCAGAACAGUACGAUGACUUUAAGAAACUGUGUGGUGAGGAAACAGAAUGGCUCAACCAGUUGCAGGAAAAGCUUGAGAAAUCAUCAAAGUCUGCAGCAGAUGCAGAGGAGAUAUCAGAGGCUUUAGAUGAUCUUGAGAUCUUCCUGCAUAGCCACAAUGAAAGUCGACUGGAGCAGAUACGCAAUCUUGCUGAAGCUCUUGUUCAGGAGAACUGCAUGUCUGUGGCUGUCCAGAAUGCCACCCACACCCUCACUUCACGUUUUGAUACACUGAAUGCCCAGGCAAGUGAGCAUCAGUCUGGGCUAGAAGGCCGUGUACAAGAGGCACAAGCUUGGGAACGAGAAUAUGUCAGUGUUCUAGAUUAUCUUGUCCAGUCAGACAUGGUCCUUACCCAAGCAAUUACUGAUUCUCAACUACGAAUUGACCCAGUGCAGGUUCAGACAGAACUUGUAAAGCAACAAGAGGUACUAAAGAAAAUGCAAGCGCAGGUAGAUGUGUAUCGUACACAAGGUAAAACAGAAGCUGCGCUUCGUCUAGAAGAUCAGGUCACGCACCUUCUGAAAAAGUAUGAGGAGGUAGAGAUGAAAUUGCGGUUGUGCCAAAAACCAAGUGACUUUGAUGAUCGACUACAGCAAAUGAAUCAGGAACUGAAAGAUAUUAGCCAGAGGGUUCAUCUUGUCACUGUGACUUCUGGGGAUCCUGAAGGGAUUCAAGAACAGCUAAAUCAGUGCAUGGCAUUAUACCAGAGACUAAGUGAAGUGAAAGCAGAAGUAGAAAGUGUCAUAGCAACUGGACGGAAGAUAGUGAAGGAAGGACAGGCUCUAGAUCCUGAAACUCUAACACUUCAGCUUGACCAGUUGAAAGGCCUUUAUAACCAGCUUGGUGGCACUGUAACAGAGCAUAGAGGUGUGCUGGAAAGAGCACUUCGUCACAGUCGCAAGAUUCAUAAGGACUCAUCCCACCUUGAGGAAUGGCUAAGCACCACUGAGUGUGAAUUAGAUCAGCGUGAGGCUACAAUUCCCACCAGAAAUGUUGAGGGAGAAGUUCACUUUGCUCAACAUGCCAUUGACGACUUAGGGCGUAAGAGGCCCUUGCUGACAGGGCUGCAUGAGUCCUAUGCUGCCCUUGCCUCAAUGUGUGAUGAUGAUGCCUUGCUACAGCCCAUUAAAGAGCAGGUUGAUGACAUUGCUCUAACAUGGGAACGAGUGAACACUAGACUUGCCAACAGGCUCAAGAACAUGCAGAGUGAGCAAGUAAACAAGGAAGCAGAAAUGGAGAAGUUUAUUGUGGGACUUGGAGAGAUUAAAGGAUGGCUACAGAGCACUGAAUAUCAGCUGACAAACCUAAGUAAAGUGGAUGCUGAUGAACAGGCUCGAAUUAUUAAGUCCAUUUCUACUGAAGUCCAGAAUUACAAAGGACAUAUUGAAAAUAUCCGGGACACUGCCGUGGACCUCAUUAACCAUGGGGCACUGUUCCAAGCACGUGUCCAGCCAGAACUAAUUGAGAUAAAUCAGAGGUGGGAAAACAUCUUUAAAAAUGUCCAGCAGUGCUCUCAAGACAUACAGGGGACAAGCCUUACUUCAGUUACCCUGACAGCUGAGACACAAGGGUCCAGACCAUCUCCCAGCCAAACCAACACUACCACUACCACCAACCUUUCCACCUUUAGCACUUCUGAUGUACACGAAACCUCUGUUACUACUAGUUUAACCUCCACAACUACACAACUCAUUCAUACCAUGGGAACAACACAAGUGAGUGAUGAAUUAAUGGUGCAUGUACAUCAACAAGAUGAUGCCUCAACACCUGUCCAAUCAAGCUGGGCUGGAGACAAUACCUCAAAAAAUGAGGAGCAAGAGAAAGGUGCUUCCCUUAGAAGUAUUGGUCUUGUAAAGAGUGUGAUGUCUACAGGUACCACACUUACCUCUCCAGUCAUAGAUGAAAGUGAAACAAUGGAGGAUGUUACUGAAUCAAAAUUAGUACAUUCUGUUGAAGGGAAGCCAGUGAGUGAAAUUUCAGAAACUCACAGGGAAACUGAUGAGAAUGAUGUGCCUAUUCCUGGACUUAAAACUGUUGAUGUGUCUGAUUCAAUGGAAAUGUUCUCAUCAGCAGAUAGUGCCAGGUGGGGAGAAUCUUCUCUUGUAGAUAGUGUUAUCAAAGUUGAACCUAAAGAGAAUCAAACAGCUGAUGAAGAUCAUACUCUGACACUUGUAACAAACACUGUCACCAAAAAAGUAGACAGGUCAUCAUCUGAGAUGGAGGGAAUUGAUACAGAAACUGUUAAAUAUGUCUUAGAUGAGCAGCCAUCUGAUGAUACAGAACAGAAAAAGAUGAGUCUUGUUGAGGUGGAGGAAGUGAAAAUGACAAUAUCCCAUCUCUCCUUUAACAUUGCUGGGACAUCUUCAGAGAAGAAAGUUGACAAAGUGGAGGCUGGCAUUCUUGCCUGUGGUAGUUCUGAAGAAUCACCAAUAGACUCAUCACUAGAAGUAUCUCCCACAGCAGAGUAUCCUCCAAACAGCCUCCUUUCGAGUGACCUUUCUUCUCGGGAUUCUCCUGGAAAAGACCGAAAGAGGAAGAUCACAGAAAAUGAUGAUGACCUAGAUAAUUUUGAUGAACUCAUUGCAGGUCUUAAAGAAGUUGCAGAAAAGGAUAUUACUCUUUCAGCAGUUGAAAAAAAUAGGAGGAGGAGUGCAGAGAAGGAGCUUGAUCAGGAUUUAAGUGGUGAUGAGAGGUUCUCUCUUCUUAAGAUCAGGAGGCGAGAUGAUGAUGAUUUAGAGUCUUUAGCCUCAGUUGACACUGACAUGGCUCCUGCCUCUGAGACAAGUAGGGAUUUUGAGGGCACUUUCUCUGAUCUUGAAUCAGUGACUGAGAGUGUGUCCUCCAAAGGAGAUAAUUUAUUUGCACCAAUGGGAGCUCAUGGCCUUACUAUUCUAGACACUUCUAGGAAUGAGGAAGUAAGUACUGUAGAAUUUAUUUCUCAGCAGACACAAUUAGUUACAAGUGAAGCUGUCACACAUGCAUAUAUUAGUAGUUCACAGCAACUAGUUUCUCCAGAAAGUAAAGAAUCUUUAUCUGAUAUCAUCAGUGCUAAAAUCAGUAGCAUAUCAAGUGGUGUAACAUCUGAUAAUAAGCAGUCUGUGACUGAAAAAGAAGUAAGUGAGAAAGAUAUUGAUGCUGAAGAAGAAAGUCAUGCUCAGAAAGAUUAUGAACAGCUUCCUGUUGAAAAACUGCAAGCUAUGAUUGCUGAGCUUGAAGAAGUUAUGAGUGAUGCAGAAUUGAGUGAUACUGAAGAUGAAGAAGAUCCACAAAGGAGAAGCGAAUUACCUGCAGAAAAAAUGGAUGUUUCUGAAAACAUUCAGAGAUCCAAAACAGAACAGCUGCCUAUUAAAGAUGUGGUUAUGAAAGAUGAUGCAGCAACUGAGGUGAUGGAAGAGAUUUUAGCACCAGAUAUUGACAAAACAAAUAAUGAGCUUUCAAGUACUGAGAAAGAUGAGCCCAUUACAGAUUUGUCAGUAAUAGUCAAAGAACGUUCUUUAGCUAAAGAUGAAGUAAAGUGUGAAGCUGACCCAAUUGAAUUUAGAGUACAGAGUUCAUUUGGUGAUGUUGAAUUUGCCCAGGCAAAAGGUUUGUUUGAAAAAGAUCCUGGUUCUCUUGAAACACCUGCAAGUGUAGUCAAAAUUACUACUCCUCUUCAUGAUGAUGUAAGUAAUGAGACUUCAUCUAUGACAUCCACAAACAAGACCACAGAGAUGAGUGAUGAUAAAGACAAGUCGGUACAAAAGGUUUCUGUGCAGAGUUCCCAAGUAGUACAUGGGAUAACCUAUGUAAGUUCCACAGAAAAUCGGCUUCCAGAGGCAGAGGAAGCAGUCCUGGUGACACUAAUUUCAAGACCAAGUUCUGCAAGAGGUGGUCUAUGACUACAGAUACUGAGUCAGCAGCGGGAAGGCACUGAUGGAGCUUGUUGAAGAGGAGGGCAGUGAGGCAGAUGUAGUGGUCCCCGAUACAGAAAAGAGCCAAGAGGGCACAUCUGGUGCUCAAGGAACAGUUGAAAGUUUGUCAGCAACCUCAAGCAGCUCUUCAGAUGAAGAUGACUCAAAAAAGAAGGAAA